Alternaria rosae is the source of this 1160-nucleotide messenger RNA. RefSeq lists its product as uncharacterized. Bases 254 to 955 code for a protein of 233 amino acids. The transcript has a single exon. The record is from RefSeq and is a predicted model, not a curated record. NCBI's taxonomy places the organism in Eukaryota, Fungi, Ascomycota, Dothideomycetes, Pleosporales, Pleosporaceae.
CCAUGCUAGCUAAACAAGGUGAUUCUUAAGUCGUCUAGGCAGUUGAAACAUUUCGUCGGAUGGUAUAUAGAGGGUUCUGGAGGACAGUAAGCUUGCUUCUCCGGUCCUCAUAUGCACGAAUAUAAGUACUUGCAAUCCAUCGACAUUGCAAAACGCACAACUUUCUUCUGAGCAUUAUCAUUACAACCAUCCUGUACCAAAUCACAGUCAUCAUCUUAAGGCUUGUCCUUUUAGCCGCACCAGUCAACUAACCAUGUCUUACCUGCACCUAACGCGUACUCGCACCCGCGAGCGCACCCCAGAGUACGAAUCUUACUACUCACGUCCCCUCGUCCAUCACGACUCUAGCAAACGCCGUCGGAGCAUCACACUCUCAGAUCUCGAUGACGAAGAUGGCCAUGACGACUACCCCUACUCGUCCAACCAUAAGCCAGCCAGGCCAUCCCGCGCCCUAACAGUACGGGAUCAGCCCUUUCAACUCGAGCGCUACAACGUCUGGACUGACAAUCGGCGCCCCCAAAACGAUGCGGAGGACGAGAACAGACGCCGUAGCUACGAGACAAGGCGUACGUACAAAUACUCCUCGGACCGCGCCGCUUCUUCCGAGCCAGACGACCAAGAUUUCCACCUCAGCAUCAACGCUAAGUUCGGCCGUCCACACUCGUCGCACCACCACCACACUUCCUCGCUUCUCUCACCCUCUUACGACCCUUUCCAUCGUAGUGAAAAGUGGUGGGUAGAUGAGCGUUGGGAGUCUCGUGAGCGGUCUGCCUCACGGGAAAGGACCCGUACACGACGAGACAGUUUCUGGGGCGACUCUCCUUUCGAGGAGAAGGAGACUGAGGAGGAGAAGUGGAGAAGCUAUCAUAGGGUUGGUGGAAGGGAGGUGGAGAGGGAGAGCGUCAGGCCGUUGAGUGGCUGGAGGAGAAGGAAUAUUAUCUUGGGUGACGACUAGGGAGGGCAUCUAGGGAUAGAAGGAGGCGCUCGAUCCAAACUGUGUUUCUUAGUGUUGUGUCCUCCUCAUUGUUGUUAGUCUUAGAUGAUUUGAGUCUGCUUUAGGCUUCGCGAUAGACUGUCUUCGUUUGUUUUCCUGAGCAGCACAUGUGGCUAGAGCUGCUUCUGUACCCUGAAUAUAAUAUUCGAUUAGUAGCUCAAUGAGA